Plasmodium coatneyi is the source of this 1447-nucleotide messenger RNA. RefSeq lists its product as uncharacterized. The transcript is spliced from 6 exons. The coding region runs from base 422 to 1447 and encodes 341 amino acids. Gene Ontology annotation, molecular function: microtubule binding. Lineage: Eukaryota; Apicomplexa; Aconoidasida; Haemosporida; Plasmodiidae. Gene Ontology annotation, biological process: cell division; chromosome segregation; mitotic cell cycle. Gene Ontology annotation, cellular component: outer kinetochore; spindle microtubule. The record is from RefSeq and is a predicted model, not a curated record.
AUCACAAUUGACAUUUCAUCGCCGCUAUUUAUUUGCAUACCAACGAGGGAAAUUUUUACACUCUUUUGAACAGGGAAGGAUUUGCUCUGAUUUGAUCAGAUUUGCUAGGACAUGUUAGGGGUUGCAUUUUUUCUUUUCCGCACAAUUACGUGAUGGAAGGAAGGACGUGUCAGGACGGCCAACCAUUAUGCAUGUACAGGUCCUUUUUCUCCACGUUUCGCACAUGGCAAUAAUCCCCUUUUAAAACAACUUAAAAUAAGCGUUUCCUCCCAAAAGGGGUUGUACGCCUCUUUGCGUCCAAGGGUGGGGGGGAGUGCUCUGCACACCGCGCCAUAUGCAUGCACAUAAAGUAUUGCUGUGCGUGUAAAUUGGCCUGCGGGCUGGAUAGUUGAAGACGAAGAUCACGGAAGAGAAAGUCACGAUGGAGUUGUCGAUAGACGCUCUGAAGGAGAAGUUCCUUAACAUGAACAGCGACAUCGAGCUGAUCGAGCGAAAGCUGAAGGACGAAAUGUGCAAAAUGUACGAAGAUGACAUCAACCCGUUUCUAAUUCUUAACGACUUUGAAAAUAUAAAAAGCGAGCUGUACAGAAUUAACAAAGAAUUAAGCGUCCUGUAUGAACGGAAAAAAAUGAGCAUACAAUACAUGCACAGGCAAAUGCAAAAUUAUAACUUUCUGCUCAACUUGGAAAAUAAUUUAAACAUCACUUCCAAGGAGUUUAUGAAUUAUCACAACUCGGAAAUUAUUUUAAAUAAUUUUUUUUACGACAAUAUAAAGAAGUUUUUGCUCAACAUAAAUUACGAUGAAAUUAACGAGCUGCUACAGCUGGAUCAUCUUCAAAAAUGUGUGGACAGCAAAGGAGAACAAACAAAUGGCAACAACUUAAGCGAUUUGGGGAAGGAAGCACCCAACGGGAAACCUGCGCUGUGUGACUCAGCCAGUUAUAAAAAUUACGUAAAUACUAGCGAUUUGAAGGACAACGAAAAAAGGGGGGUGCUGAAUAACGGAAACGCCGCACAGGACAACAGAAAGGAACAAGUGAAUAAGGGAAAUGCCACCGAUAAGGAGAGCUUGUUUUGUCCCAUCGACGACGCUACCUUCCAGUCUGUCCCCGCGCUGAUUCGACGGCGGGCCAAGUUGGACGACAUUAACUUGAUAUACAGGUCGCUCUACGACAUGGCCAUAAAGAAGGGCAGCUGCCUCCCCGUGGAAAAGUCCGAGCUGACUCAGAUGAAUCUGCAGGUCUUUGGACAGACAGGAGAAGCCAAAAUAGCUACCUUGCGAUACCUGAAAAUUAUAGAAGUUAUUAACAAAACCGGCUCCGUGAAACUCCUGAACUGCGCGGGGCUGAAAAAAAAAAAGAAGAGAAAAACCUGCCACGCAAGAAUAAAGGACACCAUAAUGACAAAUGGAAGUAACCGAAUGGAUGCUCUCCCAGAAUGCAACUAG